AUGUGUCAUGAUCAUCGUAGUGACGAUGCGAUUCCUCAACCAAGCCUAUUCACCAAACCAGCAGAUGACUCCGAUGAGGUUCUCUUCCCUAUCAUGCCCGAGCUGUACUCCCUACCCGGUGACAGAGUUGAUGCUGAGUUGAAAAAUCCAAAUUCCCAAGUUCGUGUACCCAUUGGAUCCGCUCCGCAUCUGUGGGGUCAAUCUCUGUAUAUUCUUUCGCGCAUAAUUAUGGAUGGACUUCUUCUGCCUGGAGAGAUAGAUCCCCUGGGAAGGCGUAUGGGUGCGGAACCGAAGCCUGACCUCGUUGUUCAAGUGGUCGUACUGGCUGAAGACGAGAGCGUCAAGGAUCGCCUUGCUGAAUAUCAAGUCGACGCACAAACCUUCACAGAGGCCUCACAUGACUCGGGAAUCCGUAUCUAUCCAGCCAAGGUCCUCAGUCAAAUCUACAAGGACUUAGGUGCGGUAUACCGCUUUUUUCAAUGCUUAUGUACCUUCCAAUUUUCAUUAUAA
Dibothriocephalus latus is the source of this 510-nucleotide messenger RNA. Lineage: Eukaryota; Metazoa; Platyhelminthes; Cestoda; Diphyllobothriidea; Diphyllobothriidae. The record is from the annotation of a GenBank genome assembly.